This is a messenger RNA of Columba livia (rock pigeon), 1409 nucleotides long. Its product is annotated as transmembrane protein 238-like. The record is from RefSeq and is a predicted model, not a curated record. The transcript has 2 exons. NCBI's taxonomy places the organism in Eukaryota, Metazoa, Chordata, Aves, Columbiformes, Columbidae. The coding region runs from base 106 to 516 and encodes 136 amino acids.
CCCCGCGCGCAGGUGCGAGCGGCGGGGCGUGGCCUGGCCGGCCCCUCAGGUGCGGCCGGCCCGAGGCGGCGGUGCGGCCGCUGCUGCCGCCGCCGGUGCCCCGAGAUGGCGGCCCCCGGCGGGCUGGGCCGCUGCGUGGCCGCCUUCUGGCUGGCGCUGGCCUUCGACGCGCUGGGGCUGGCGGUGCUGCUGGCCGGCGUGUUCGCCGACGUGUUCUUCUCCGACCUGCUCAUCUACGCGGGCGGCAUCGGCAUCUUCCUCAGCCUCAUCUGGUGGGUGUUCUGGUACGCGGGCAACCUGGAGGUGCCGCCGGAGGAGCUGCGCGACGACGUGGGGCUGGCGCCGCCCAAGGGCCGCGGGGACAGCCUGCUGCGGGGGCUGGUGCACGGCCUGAGCCGCCGCCUCUCCUCCGCCUUGGCGCCCGGGCCGCGCUCCCGCGCCGCCGCCGCCGAGCUGGAGCUGCAGCGCGCCCGGGGCCCGCGGGGCCGCCCCGCCGACGGCGGCAGGGUCUGUUGAAGACACGACUACCCAUGUUACUGCCUCUGAAGGUGGGGAAGUACUGCAAAUUGUGGAAAGAGAAUUCCCUGCUCAAUGAAAUAGGAUUCCCUCGUGAUUAAAUAAUCUCUGCAGCCGUUGUGGACUCUGCAUCAAAUGGACACAUGGAGCCGUAUCUCUGCCAAAUGAACCUGUUUCAGUGUUGGACUGAAUAGUUUUUUGUGUGUUUUUUCUUUUUUCUACCAUUUCAAAACAUAAAUUAGUUCUCUUAAGAAAUAAGAGCUAAAAAAGACGCAAUCCUGAUUCACAGAAAUCACUGCAGCAUGUAAUAUAGAUUUUAUUAUUAUUAUUAUUAUUUUUAUUAACCUGGGAAUGUUUGGAUGAAAAGCUCUUGCACAAUGAAAAGCUCUUGCACUGUUUUACCAAAGUUUGAAAGUUAAACUUACUGUGAAUUUUUAUGAUACCAGUGCAAUACUUUUGUUUGUAAGGGUGCUUUUAAAAUACCUGCGUUAAAAUACUGAUGCGAAGUUGCGAAUGUAGUAGAAGUUGUUUAUAGUGUAAAUACACAAUUUACAGUGACUCUUGUAAAGUUGCAUCAUUAUUUUGGAAUAACUUGGAAUUUGAGAUUUUAUAUGUAGACAAGUAAAACCAGUGAUGUUUUCAUACCCGUACAUUCUUCAUAGUUGCAAAUGAUGUAGUGUGAUGACUCUAAGAAGAGGCGUUUUUGGUCCAGUGACAUUGGGAGUUAUCUUCCGAAUGCUGAAGGAUUUGGGGUGGGGGGAACACCACGCAAAAAACCCCACCCUGUUGAUUAACAGAUACUCUGAUGUAUUAUAGUAACAAAUUUACAUUUAGAUGUAACUGAGAAGUAGCACCUGGGAAAAGAUUUUUAUUAAAGUUGUUGAUACGUAAAA